Messenger RNA from Haliaeetus leucocephalus (bald eagle), 6978 nucleotides. RefSeq names its product ankyrin repeat and FYVE domain containing 1 (gene ANKFY1). The record is from RefSeq and is a predicted model, not a curated record. Bases 74 to 3577 code for a protein of 1167 amino acids. The transcript has 25 exons. Gene Ontology annotation, molecular function: protein binding; metal ion binding. Gene Ontology annotation, cellular component: cytoplasm. NCBI's taxonomy places the organism in Eukaryota, Metazoa, Chordata, Aves, Accipitriformes, Accipitridae.
UCUCGCGAGAGCGCCAGGCUCGGGCGGCGGGGCGGGCGGCGGCUCUCGCGAGAGCCGCGGCCCCGGACCCAACAUGGCGGAAGAGGAGGUGGCCAAGCUGGAAAAGCACCUGAUGCUUCUCCGCCAGGAGUAUGUAAAGCUGCAGAAGAAACUAGUUGAUACAGAAAGGAGAUGCAAUCUUCUGGCUGCUGAGGCUAACCAAGACAAUGCCAGUGACACCUUCAUCAGUCGACUUCUUGCCAUUGUAGCUGAACUCUAUCAGCAGGAGCAGUACAGUGAUCUGAAGAUAAAGGUUGGGGACAAGCACAUCAGUGCUCACAAAUUUGUCUUGGCGGCACGCAGUGAUACUUGGAGUCUUGCCAACCUUGCCUCAACAGAGGAGCUGGAUCUGUCAGAUGCUGACCCAGAGGUAACCAUGGCAAUGCUGCGGUGGAUCUACACAGAUGAACUUGAGCUAAGAGAAGAUGAUAUCUUCUUGACAGAGCUCAUGAAACUAGCUAAUAAAUUUCAGCUCCAGCUACUUAGGGAAAGAUGUGAAAAAGGAGUUAUGUCACUAGUUAAUGUCAGGAACUGCAUUCGUUUCUAUCAGACUGCUGAGGAGCUGAAUGCUAGCACUCUUCUGAACUAUUGUGCUGAGAUAAUUGCUAGUCACUGGGAUGACUUGCGUAAAGAAGACUUCAGUAGCAUGAGUGCUCAGUUAUUGUAUAAAAUGUUCAAGUCAAAGACAGAUUAUCCUUUGCAUAAGGCUAUUAAAGUUGAGAGAGAAGAUGUAGUCUUUUUGUAUCUUAUUGAGAUGGAUUCACAGCUUCCUGGGAAGCUCAAUGAAUUGGAUCACAAUGGAGAUCUUGCUUUGGAUCUAGCCCUUGCCCAAAGAUUGGAGAGUAUUGCAACUACACUGGUCAACUACAAGGCUGACAUAGAUAGAGCAGACAAGAGAGGCUGGAGUCUAUUACAUAAAGCCAUCCAAAGAGGAGAUAAAUUUGCUGCAAACUUUCUCAUAAAAAAUGGUGCCCGUGUGAAUGCUGCUACAUUGGGAGACCAGGAGACUCCUCUGCACCUUGUGGCAUCAUACAGCCCCAAGAAGCAUUUGCCAGAUGUCAUGGCAGAGAUGGCACAGAUAGCAGAGUCCCUCUUACAGGCAGGAGCCAAUCCAAAUAUGCAAGACAACAAAGGAAGGACCCCAUUACAUGUCUCAAUUGUGGUCAGGAAUGAACCUGUAUUCAGUCAGCUUCUCCAGUGCAAACAACUAGACUUGGAGCUGAAGGAUCAUGAAGGAAGCACAGCUCUGUGGCUUGCAGUUCAGUAUAUCACUGUAUCGUCUGAUCAGUCUGUAAACCCUUUUGAGGAUGCCCCUGUUGUAAAUGGAACCUCAUUUGAUGAGAACAGUUUUGCAGCAAGGUUGAUCCAACGAGGCAGCAAUACAGAUGCUCCAGACACAGUAACAGGAAACUGCUUGCUUCAGAGGGCAGCUGGUGCAGGAAAUGAGGCAGCUUCUCUCUUCCUAGCAACUCAUGGAGCAAAAGUCAACCACCAAAAUAAAUGGGGAGAAACACCACUGCAUACAGCCUGUAGGCAUGGCCUAGCAAACCUGACAGCAGAACUUCUGCAACAAGGAGCCAAUCCAAACAUCCAGACAGCAGAAGCAGUGCUUGGUCAGAAGGAUGCAUCUUCUCCAACAGCAGAGAAUGUUUAUCUGCAAACUCCCCUUCACAUGGCUAUUGCUUACAAUCACCCAGAUGUGGUGUCAGUCAUCCUGGAACAAAAAGCUAAUGCUCUUCAUGCUACCAACAAUUUGCAAAUUAUUCCUGACUUUAGUCUAAAGGACUCGAGAGACCAGACUGUGCUGGGAUUGGCUCUUUGGACAGGCAUGCACACAAUAGCAGCUCAGCUGCUUGGAUCUGGGGCGUCCAUCAAUGACACAAUGUCAGACGGACAGACUCUGCUACAUAUGGCAAUACAGAGACAAGACAGUAAGAGUGCACUCUUUUUGCUGGAACAUCAGGCAGAUAUAAAUGUCAGAACACAGGAUGGAGAGACUGCCUUACAGCUAGCUAUAAAAAACCAGCUCCCUCUUGUGGUUGAUGCUAUUUGUACCAGAGGAGCAGACAUGUCUGUGCCAGAUGAGAAAGGAAAUCCUCCUUUAUGGCUUGCCUUAGAAAAUAACCUGGAAGAUAUUGCAUCAACUCUGGUUAGGCAUGGCUGUGAUUCAACCUGUUGGGGGUCAGGACCAAGUGGCUGCUUACAAACUCUUCUUCACAGAGCGAUUGAUGAAAACAGUGAACAAAUAGCAUGCUUUCUUAUUCGCAGUGGUUGUGAUGUGAAUAGUCCCAGAAAGCCAGGCCCAAAUGGAGAAGGAGAAGAGGAAGCUCAUGAUGGACAGACACCCCUACACUUGGCAGCCUGCUGGGGACUAGAAGAGGUGAUCCAGUGCCUUUUGGAGUUUGGUGCCAAUGUCAAUGCUCAGGAUGCAGAAGGAAGAACUCCAAUCCAUGUUGCCAUUAGCAACCAACAUAACGUUAUCAUUCAGCUUAUGAUUUCACAUCCAGAUAUUAAGCUGAAUGUACGUGACAGGCAAGGAAUGACUCCCUUUGCAUGUGCUAUGACGUAUAAAAAUAACAAAGCGGCUGAAGCAAUUCUGAAGAGGGAACCAGGAGCUGCUGAACAGGUUGAUAAUAAGGGUCGGAAUUUCCUACAUGUAGCUGUUCAGAACUCUGACAUUGAGAGUGUGCUGUUCCUGAUAAGCGUACAGGCUAAUGUAAACUCCCGGGUCCAGGAUGCCUCCAAACUAACACCUCUCCAUCUGGCUGUACAAGCUGGCUCAGAGAUCAUUGUGCGUAAUCUGCUGCUGGCAGGUGCCCAGGUGAAUGAACUGACUAAGCAUCGUCAGACUGCUCUUCACUUAGCAGCCCAGCAAGAUUUGCCCACUAUUUGCUCAGUCCUUCUGGAGAAUGGAGUAGACUUUGCAGCUGUAGAUGAAAAUGGAAAUAAUGCUCUUCAUCUGGCAGUGAUGCAUGGCCGUCUAAACAAUAUCCGGGUCCUUCUCACGGAGUGCAAUGUAGAUGCAGAAGCGUUUAAUAUUAGAGGCCAGUCACCAAUGCAUAUUUUGGGACAAUAUGGGAAAGAUAACGCAGCAGCCAUCUGUGACCUUUUCUUGGAGUGUAUGCCAGAGUACCCUCUAGACAAACCUGAUGCUGAAGGAAACACAGUGCUCCUGUUGGCUUACAUGAAGGGAAAUGCUAACUUGUGUCGUGCAAUAGUGAGAGCUGGGGCUCGUCUUGGAGUUAACAAUAAUCAAGGAGUCAAUAUCUUCAACUACCAAGUUGCUACAAAACAGCUUCUCUUUAGACUGCUAGAUAUGCUGACAAAAGAACCUCCCUGGUGUGAUGGCUCCAACUGCUAUGAAUGCACUGCCAAAUUUGGAGUCACGACAAGGAAGCAUCACUGCCGACACUGUGGACGCCUGCUUUGCCAUAAGUGCUCAACAAAGGAGAUUCCUAUCAUAAAAUUUGAUUUGAACAAGCCAGUUCGAGUUUGCAACAUCUGCUUUGAUGUCCUGACUCUGGGAGGAGUCUCCUAGUAUGCUGUGGAAGUAAAGGGAUUUCCCAGUCAGCGCUCCUGACAGCAGCUUACAAGCCCUCUGGAUAGGGAAGAGGAGGCCUAUACAUGUCUUCUGCAAUAGACUGAACUAAGGACCCUGUUAUGAUAUAUACUGGUAUAAAUGACUUUGUAUGACUGUAAAUGUAUUGGGCUGUGAUAGACUUCACUAGGAAUUCGAGUGGAUCAUUGAAACCAAGUGACAAAAGAAUUUAGACCCUCUUCUAGUUGCAGUGGGGUAUGGAAGCUAAAAUUGUUAGGCUGAUGUUUGAAUCGACAUAAAACAGGUCUGUCCUUGACAUGGUGCUUUGCACUGAGCAACUCCAUUAAGUCCUGUGGCUUUCAGGCUGCUUGGUAGAGAUGGCAUUAAGUUUCAGGGUAACCAGGUAUCUUUCUUUGCUUUGUCUUAAAAGAUAAAUGUUCCCUUUCUUUAGAGAAGACUUCAUGUGAAGCUAGACUGAGCUGUUGCAACCACGGUUCAUUUAAAGAAACUGUUCAAAAAAUGGGGGUAGUUCCAAGCAUAGCUCAAGAAUUGUGGCCUUAUAACAGAAAGCUUUACAACAUCUGAUGCAAAGCAGUCAGAAUUGCAGAUCCACAUCUUGAUACCUCCUCAGUAAAUGUCUCAUUAGCUUUAGCAUGUUCAAGAGAAGUGCAAGAUUGUUUUAGCCCCUAAAUACUCUUGCUCAUACCUGCUAGAGCUGUCAAAGUCUACUUUGUUGCACUUUCACAUUUACCUUGCUAGUCCUUCCAAUUCAUGAAACUUGUAUAAAUGAACAUAAGUGCGCUGAAAGGCCUAAGCAUAUGCUAGAUGGAGAAACACUAAAACUGGCUAAGGAGUCUAACUUGCAAUACAGCAAUAAAUGCUGAAGUGCAUUAUGAAUCCCAUGAGGGAGAGUAGCACUUUCCUUUGGUUUAAAGACCCUGGUGAACUGCUGCAGGAGAGUCAGUAACCCUCCCAGUGUAGAAUGUGCUGCACCUCUAGACAUUAAAUUUGGGUCCAUUUUCAGCAGGAUUGCUGGUGAGUGGGAGUAUAUUUGGAGGCUUCCUAUUAACAUUAAGACUCUGGCCUUGAAGGAAGGAUUCUGUACUGGCAGUGUGGUGCCAGGCAUUUGGAUUAAGCUGCAGUAUUUUAAUCUAGGCUGGUUGUGCUCUCUUAAACAUGCUGAAUCUGUAAAAAUCCAAUACCACGUUGUCUAGGUAAACAGGAAAGUACUUUGCUGAUAGACAAGGUUAUGAUUUUGUGGGCAAAGGCUUCAGUCAGAAAAAAUGUGUACUUAAGCAAAACUACAUGCCAUGUUAAGGCUGUUUUCAUCCCAAGAGAUGAGCCUAGUUUAGAGUCAACUCAGCAUUCCUCAUCUCUAUUCCAUAAGCAUUUAUUUAAUGACUGUUAUCUCCAAUGUACAAUAUGGACAAGUUGGUGACACAUUGCCCUGUUUGGAAUAGUGACUUGUCAGUCUUGGGGUAAGAUGAGAUGAUAAACCAGACUGCUGCUUUUAUGGGAGACUUGCUUGAGGGUUUUCUCAAACUUGUACAGGAAGAGGAUGGGAGAGGGUGUAAUUGCUGACAUUUGCACGAUGAAUUUCACAUCAAGUCUCACUUGAUCUGCACUUUGAUCUUCCAAUAUGCAUGUAUUAUAACUGGAAUCUCCCCUCUUAACACUAGAGAAGAAUAAUGGAUGAUAAAUUUGCCUCACUGUUUAAUGUCUGCUGCUGUCAUGUUCCAACAGAAUGCCCUGGGUAACACAACUGGUCUCUGUAAAACAGUUACUAAUACAAAUGGUGCAUCUCUAGCAUAAUACUCUAGGUGAAUGAGGUGGAAAAUAAUGGUGUCUGAAGCAUUUAACUGCAAGCUACAGUUUGGGUUUUUUGAGUGAAAUAGAUGAUGGAAAACACUGUACUUCUAGUCCAUUGCUUUCUGAUAUUUCAGAGUAUCACUGGUUGCAAGUCUCUAGCAGUGAAAGAUAAUGAUGGAGAGAAAGUGCAUUUGGUGAAAGAAGUCUUGUCUAUAGUGUAUCCCAUGAUAACAUGUUGAAUUCCUUCUUGGUUUAGAGCUGCAGUGCUGUGGAGUGGUAAGUGUGUGCUCAAAAUACUGAGAGAGAGUGGUAGAAGAGUGUUUUUCCAAGAUCACAGCCUACAGACUUCAACUUAAUUGGAAAAGGGCACAAUUUGUAAUUGCUGAAGUAUUUAAACAUCACUUUUUCAGUGACUUCUCUGAUGGAAGGGGCAAAGGAACAGGGAGCUCAGUUCUAAUAGAAUGAGCAACCUUUUAAAUAAUGAAAAAUGUAGAUCUUGUGAAAGUUCAGCUUAACUGAAUGGCAAAUUUAAGGCUGGCUAGUUGCUCUUUUUAAAAGUAGAAUAUUAAUUAAAACCGCCUGAAACUCGGAAAGAUGUGGGAAACCAUAUGUUAUGUUCCUAGUUGGCUUUUUACAGCCAAUACUGUACCAGCUUUCUCACUGAAGUCUGAAAGGAAAGUUAAGGUUAUUGAUAAACUAAUGUACAGCCUGAAGUGUUCAUUAAAUUUAAAGCAACUAAAUUCAGCGAAUUUGAUCAUUUUAAAGUGCCUUUGAGAUAGUUUCCUUCCAGCCAAUUCUAAAUAGCUUUCUGCCAGAGUUAAAGGGGAAAAGCUCACAACUUGAACCAAAACCCAAGUUAGUUCUCUUCUAGUUCAACUAAAGAGGCUGACUCCACCAAACUGGUGGAGCUCAAUCCUUCAUGCAGUCUGCCUAGUAUUGGUCUGAACUCUCAGACCUCUGGGAUUUUGGGGGAGUUUUGCUGGCAGUGCUCCACAGCAGGGUACAAAUGUGAGUGGAGGCACUUGGUAAUGUAGUAGUGGUCAACGCAUUUCUAACUCCAUAAACAACUGCUCUUCCUUUUUGUAGCACACUACAGUUGUGACCAAAAAUCCCACCCCUCUUACCCCUGCUGUCUUUAAGUGGUAUCUAUGAACUUGAGACUCAAGUCUGCCAAGCAUUGAACAAAAGGGUAAAUGGAAAACAAACUUUGGCCCCUGGGAAGUGAUGCUGGCAAACCAGGCUUCAGGCACUUCAAGGGGGCUGCAUGGGAAGUCUGUGGUGGUUCAUACUGUAGCUUUUUGUUCCAAGACUGGAUUCUUUUGGAUAGCAGUCAUCUAGCACUCUUAUACAAGCACAAAAUGUGGUCUGGCUUAAGUUUUAAUUUGUGUGUCUGAAAAAGGUGUAGUCACUGUUUCACACCACUAAGUGGAGUGAGAAUGUUAGUGUUGAAGAUGCUAACAGAGCAUAGCAAGUUGCUGGCUGAAAGCUGACAGAUGCCUUAAUGACUUCCUGUGCUGGAGACCAAUGGCUUGUACAACUUCUCACGUAGUGCUUAUAAAUUAACAUAUACAAUAUGGGAGGCCAAGGCUUGU